UUGCAGCGACCAAGCGAAAAAUACGGGUCAGUGUGUGAACGAAUAAGUCGGUUCCAGUCAAAUCAUGCAGAGCAAUUGCCUCAUCAUCGUGGCUUUAUGCCUCCUUGGAUUAGUGGCGGCUAAGUCUUCGGAGGGUGAUCAAGAUCAGUGGGUCUGGCGAUCUUACAAUCGUCGAGAGCGCUCUUUUCGGGACAUUGAUCGCAGUUCCCCCAUAAGGAACUCCUAUGACCAAAAGCUGAGAAGGGAGCCUACAACUCGAAGACCCUUGCCUGGCCAGCCGGAGAACGAUGAGAUCGAGGACUAUGCCGAUGUGGUGGAGCCCACUAGAUCAUCAGAUACUCCAAAUGUGGGCACCCGUCAGUUUAAUCCCUAUGGAGGUCAACCCAAUGCCGGACAAUUCGGAGGACUUGGAGGCUAUGGCGGAAAUCCAGGUGUGCUGGUGGGACCCGGAGGACCGACUGGAGUCAUAGGAAGACCUCAGCUGUACCCCAAUCCCUAUCAAACAGGCUAUGGUGGAUUCUCGGGAGCCCAGAACGGCAUUGGUGGAUAUCCCGGAGGCUAUUCAGGAGUAGGACAGGGUCUUCCUGGAGCUGGAUUCCCCGGAACUAACUUCAACAACUAUCCUACCAAUGGACUGGGUCUCAACCAAUUCCCUAGCAACGGACAGUACCCAUAUGGAUCCUAUCCAGGAGGUGACUUCAGUGGUAACCAAUUUGCGGGAGCCGGUGGACAAUUCCCAGGAUUGGGACAGUACCCCGGUAACCAACAGUUCGGCGGACCUCAGUACACCGAGGGUUACGGUCUGGCUGGAGGAUUGGGCUUAGGUCAACUGGGACUUGGAAACGGUGGUAUUGGAUAUGGCGGUAGUUUCCCACCUCUCGGAGGCGGCUUUGGCUACGAUGAGAAAUCUCCAGCUGUGGCAGAAGGCAAAAGUGCUAAAAGUGUGGCUGCGGCACCCAGAAACGUGAAUGAUAAGCUCAGUAAGAAGAUCUAAUUUAGAAAUAUGAAACUGAAAGUAUAUCUUCCAUAUUUAUCCUCGCUGAGACUUAAAAGAUCUACAAUCGAAUUU
Drosophila subpulchrella is the source of this 1069-nucleotide messenger RNA. Its product is annotated as shematrin-like protein 2. Lineage: Eukaryota; Metazoa; Arthropoda; Insecta; Diptera; Drosophilidae. The coding region runs from base 65 to 994 and encodes 309 amino acids. The transcript has a single exon. The record is from RefSeq and is a predicted model, not a curated record.